This is a messenger RNA of Vombatus ursinus (common wombat), 3683 nucleotides long. RefSeq names its product phosphoenolpyruvate carboxykinase 2, mitochondrial (gene PCK2). Gene Ontology annotation, cellular component: cytosol. The transcript is spliced from 10 exons. Lineage: Eukaryota; Metazoa; Chordata; Mammalia; Diprotodontia; Vombatidae. Bases 206 to 2128 code for a protein of 640 amino acids. The record is from RefSeq and is a predicted model, not a curated record. Gene Ontology annotation, biological process: gluconeogenesis; cellular response to dexamethasone stimulus; response to starvation. Gene Ontology annotation, molecular function: manganese ion binding; GTP binding; phosphoenolpyruvate carboxykinase (GTP) activity.
GGUGGAAGGGUUCCCGCUGUCCCUCCCAGGUUUCGUCCCCAGCCCCGCCUUCCCCGUCUCCUUCUUAAGCAGCUCCCGCCACUGCUGGCCACCGUCAGUCUCCUCCCCAGUGCCCUUCGCCCCCUCCAUCUCUGCUCCCUGGCUCGGGCCCCCAGCCCCUCAGCAGCCCCGGCUUCGUGUUCUGCGUGCGCUCCGGUCAGGUCCCAUGGCCUCUCUGUAUCGCCCCUGUCUGCGGCUGGGUUGGCAUGGUUUGAACCCUUGGGGUUAUGCCCCAAAUCGAGGCAACCAUGCAUUUCGGAUAAUCAGUGGAGAUUUGGGUCACCUUCCAGCUAAGGUGAGGGACUUUGUGGAACGAAGUGCCCGCCUGUGCCAACCAGAAGGCAUCCACAUCUGUGAUGGCAGUGAGGCCGAGAAUGAUGCCAUACUAGCCCUGCUGGAACGUGAAGGCCUUGUCCGAAAGCUCUCCAAGUAUGACAACUGCUGGCUGGCUCGAACUGAUCCCAAAGAUGUGGCCCGAGUAGAAAGCAAGACAGUGAUUGUGACAGAGUCUCAGAGGGACACAGUGCCCAUCCCAGCUGAUGGAGCCCGUGGACAACUGGGCAACUGGAUGUCACCAGCCCAGUUUCAGAAAGCUCUGGAUGAGAGGUUUCCUGGAUGCAUGCAGGGCCGCACCAUGUAUGUACUUCCGUUCAGCAUGGGCCCUGUGGGGUCCCCCCUAUCCCGUGUGGGUAUUCAACUCACUGAUUCCCCCUAUGUGGUAGCCAGCAUGCGAAUCAUGACCCGACUUGGGAAGCCUGUGCUUCAGGCCUUAGGGGACAACGACUUCGUCAAAUGUCUGCACUCUGUGGGCCAACCUUUGCCCCUGGAAGGGGAGCUGGUGAACCAGUGGCCGUGCAACCCUGAGAAAACCCUGAUUGGUCAUGUGCCUGACCAGCGAGAGAUCAUCUCCUUUGGCAGCGGCUAUGGUGGCAAUUCCCUGCUGGGCAAGAAGUGCUUCGCGCUUCGAAUCGCUUCCCGACUCGCCAGAGAUGAGGGCUGGCUAGCAGAGCAUAUGCUGAUCCUGGGCAUCACAAACCCUGCUGGGAAGAAACGAUACGUAUCGGCUGCCUUCCCUAGUGCCUGUGGCAAGACUAACCUUGCCAUGAUGCAGCCCACACUGCCUGGCUGGAAAGUGGAAUGUGUAGGUGAUGACAUUGCCUGGAUGAAGUUUGACAGUGAUGGCCGCCUUCGAGCUAUCAACCCUGAAAAUGGCUUUUUUGGUGUGGCACCUGGAACUUCUGCAACAACAAAUCCCAAUGCUAUGGCCACAAUCCAAAGCAAUACACUCUUCACCAAUGUGGCUGAGACUAGUGAUGGUGGCGUAUACUGGGAAGGCAUUGACCAGACCCUCCCACCUGGUGUCACUGUCACUUCCUGGUUGGGCAAGGCCUGGAAACCAGGUGACAAGGAGCCCUGUGCACAUCCCAACUCACGAUUCUGUGCCCCGGCCCGCCAGUGCCCCAUCAUGGACCCUGCGUGGGAGGCCCCUGAGGGUGUGCCCAUUGAUGCCAUCAUCUUUGGAGGACGACGACCCAAAGGAGUACCCCUAGUAUAUGAAGCCUUCAAUUGGCGCCAUGGCGUCUUUGUGGGCAGCGCCAUGCGCUCUGAGUCCACUGCUGCAGCUGAACACAAAGGGAAGACUAUUAUGCACGAUCCAUUUGCCAUGCGGCCCUUUUUUGGCUACAACUUUGGGCGUUAUUUGGAGCACUGGUUGAGCAUGGAGGGGCGACAGGGAGUCCAACUUCCCCGGAUCUUCCACGUCAACUGGUUCCGGCGUGAUGCAGCAGGCCGAUUCCUAUGGCCAGGCUUUGGGGAGAAUUCUCGUGUGCUAGACUGGAUCUGCCGAAGGCUGGAGGGUGAGGACAGUGCCCAAAAGACACCAGUGGGGCUAGUGCCAAAGGAAGGGGCACUGAAUCUGAGUGGCUUGGGGUCUGUGGACUUCUCUGAGCUGUUCUCAUUGCCUAAAGAGUUCUGGGAGCAGGAGGUCCAUGAAGUACAAAGCUACCUGAGGGAGCAGGUUAACCAGGACCUGCCCCGGGAGGUAUUGGCUGAAUUAGAGGCACUAGAGGGGAGAAUACAAAAAAUGUAAUCUGGGACCACAGGGGCACAGAGUAAGAAAGGUUGUACUAGCUACCUCAUUUCAAGAGGGGAGCUACAGAGAGAGAGUUGCAAAAAGUAAGAGCAACUUUGGCUUGACUAACAACUUUUAUAGAGGCCACAAACCGGGAUGUGGUUGUUAGAUACACUGUCUAAGUUGUUGUUUCAACACUAAUUAUCAUUUAUUUUGCAUAAAAUUUGCAUAGUUUUUAACUAUCAAUGCACAUAGAUAUUAUUCACUAUUUUCAACAUUCCUCUACCAGUUCUGUGAUUCUCUUCCCCCAACCCCUCAGUCUAUCCCCAUCGAAGUCUUUGCUGAUCCAGCUUGCAAAAAAUUCCUAGCUGGUAGCAUGAAUCAUGUCUAGCAUUGCACACUGCUACUGGGGAGCCCAAGUGGGAAGGGAGGGGAGGGAGCAAUGUGCAACCUUCAUUCUCCGAACACAGAAAGCGUACAGCAAGAAGGAGCUGGAUUGGAGUUAGUAGGACCCAGGUGUGAAUCUCUCCUCUGCUGUUUGUUAUCUAUGUGACCUUAAACACGGCCCUUGGGCUCUCUGGGCAUCACUUUCUUCAUCAGUAAAAUGAGGGACUUGGGCUUUGUGACCUCCAAGGCCUCUUCUAACUCUAAAUCUGUGAUCCUGAGUUGUAGAACCCAGUCAGUCCCAAAGUUGGGGCUUCAAACUCUGAACUCUUGGGUUCUCUAAGCAAUAUAAAGAAAGUCCUAGGGUUUCGUUCUUUUUUACUGAUCCUCCUCCCCAAUGCCCUACCUUUUUCUCCAAUCUUCCAACCUCAAAUUCUUCUCUAUCUCGACAGAAAAAGUGUUCAGAACCUCACACUCAACAAAGUCCUGGUUCCCCUUGCAAUGAACCAGUCCUUUUCCAUGUCCUAUGGAGAAAUCCUAGAGGCAGUGGAAAGAAUGCUAGAUUUGGAGUCAUAAGACUUAGGUUCAAAUCAUAAUCCCGACACUUAGCACAUAUGUCAUAACCUCUAUGGGCCUCACUUUUCUCGACUAAGAAGCAAGGGGGCUGGACAAGAUAACCAACAAGGUCUCCUCAAGUUCUAAAUUAUGAUUCUAUGACUCCUUGUUCAUAUCUCAAGCCUCUUCUCUGUUGUAUAAACAUCUCUAACAUCUUCAUCCAUUAACUUCCUGGAAAUGAGGUCAGUAAAUUUACAAAUGAUGCUGAGGUGGGUGUAAUCGGUGGUUUGUACCCUGAUAAUAAGAUCAAGAUCCAAUUAAUAAAAUGGAAUUCACAGAGAACCCUUCAGGGGAUGGUACUGGGGGAAUGGAAAGAAUAGUCCUGGAUCAGAUGGAGGGUGACUGGCUGUAUAAAUAAUACAAAGAUCUAUGGGUCAUAACGGAGCACAUACUGAAACCAAGUCAACAAUAUAGUGUAUUGCUGGUGUUUUUAAGUGAACACAAUCCCAUUCCAAUAAUCCAGUGGCUCUCUGAGCUUAUCAAUGCCCAACGUUACAGAUGAAAGCGUGUGCAUUCCUGUCCAUCCUAUGUAAGUGUGUGGCAUCCUAUAAAUCUGACACAGGAGUCCACCUAA